GAAGUGUGUCAUCUCUGUGGUUUUAGCUCUCCACUUAGAGUAGGCGACAUACAAUUUCAGUUACAGAUUUGUUUAAAGAACACCAGCCUCGUCGAAGUUUGCUUUACGUUAAUGGUCGCGUCCUGACAGCGAAUAUAUACACACACAACUCGUAUUGUUAGAGAAGUAAAAACCUGCAACACCACUUUUAUUUUGACUACAGUUUGACAAGACAGGUGCAAGAGACAUUCGAUGGGAUGAGCGGCCUCAGGCUCCGGAGGUGUCUCACUCGAGCAAACCUGAAGGAGCAGCACUGGACGCGGUUCACUGCUCGCCUAAUCUGUCACUAUUUAAGUUACCACCUUAGUGCCAGAGCGACGCCCGGAUCCGCCUCCUGUCCUCCGGACGGAUUCCGCAGGCAGAGAUUACGGAACAAACCUGCACAUCCCACCAAUGUAAAUGGGAACAUGCUAACAGUGACUAAACAGGAAGAUGAAGACAAAGAGAAGCAGUAAACGACAUUUUGCUUUCUUUGCUGCGGUAACCUUUUCUUUGUGUUUGCGUACAAGUGCAAACCAUACCGGCCAUCCCGGAGUUAUAAACGACACCUGGGAUUCUACCAGCCCAAACCCAAGUGGAAGCCUGAACACAACUGAAGCUAAUACACACUCGCCUUCAAGCACCAAUUUCAACAGCAAAACAGUGGCUACUUCUGAAAUGCAGCCAGCCACCUCUCAACCCCCAUCUUCAACAACGGCCUCGAAUCCUCCAACAUUUUCUCCUGCCCAAAGUGCCGUUUCUGCCACUGGAGGACCGAGGAACACCACCAAACCCAAGACGACAACGACAAAAGAAACGUGUGAAGACAAUAAGCCUCUUAUACUGAUUUGCUUCAUUAUAAUAGCAGUACUUGUGCUUAUCUGCACCUUCCUAUUUCUGUCGACAGUUGUAAUAGCAAACAAAAUGUCCUAUCUCAAAAAAUCUAAACAAGGCAAACGUACGCCCAGGAGCAACGGUGAUUUUCUGGCUGCUAACAGCUUAUGGCCGACGGCGGCAGGAACAUGGCAGAGGAUGCCCAAGGAGGCAGCCGGAACCGACUUGAUAAUGCAAGACUUGAUAUCCGAGCGAGAUGCCAUAAUGCAAAGGAGAACUGAAGAUGGAACAACCGAGAAACUCACCAAGGAAACGGCUAACGAACAGGAAUACAAAGACUCAAAGUCACACGAAAGCAUUUUAACCGAUUUUGUUGUAGUUGAGAUUUAAAUCGUAUGUAGGUAAAAACUCAGCUUUACCUUUCUACCUCAUUCAUAUGAGGUUAAAAACUCAGCUUUCAAGUAACAACGUGAAUUGUAACAUGUGAAAAUGAAGUUCAGAUCUUACAUGGGCUUUUUUGUUUUAUAACAGCAAUGCUGCAGCAACUUGUAGUUCUAGAAGAGAUUAAGAUGGUUUUAAGUAGCUUUCAGAAAUCGUGUCAGGAUUGUUCUUACUCCACUGACCAGAAAUCACGGUUGAAGGAGCUGAACAGGAUAAAACAACAGGACAGAAAUCUGCCUAUUCUCAAGGAUCAUUAGGGGAAAAGAGGAAAGGACUGAGAGUCUAGUAGGCAUGCCACAACACAAAGUGCUAUCUAGGGGUACCUAAGCUGCUAUUUUAACAGAAGCAUAAUGCAGUCACUAUUUUACUUGAUGCGGUUACUGAAUCAGGAACUAGUGUGUCUCAAAAUGCUGUUUCAGUUUUUCCAUUAAAAAUGUCUUACACCAGCUUAGUUGCUUUUGAAACAGACUGAGAGCAACCACAUAUAAUAUGCUUUGAGUCCGUGCACGAAUAUACGUUUGUAUGAUAUGUUCAGAUAUAAGAACUCUUUCAGUUUGUCAUCACUAAUAAACUAACAAUAUAAGUUUUUACAUAA
Dromaius novaehollandiae (emu) is the source of this 1888-nucleotide messenger RNA. It is a transcript of the gene EVI2A, whose product is annotated as ecotropic viral integration site 2A. The transcript is spliced from 3 exons. Gene Ontology annotation, cellular component: membrane. The record is from RefSeq and is a predicted model, not a curated record. The coding region runs from base 472 to 1242 and encodes 256 amino acids. NCBI's taxonomy places the organism in Eukaryota, Metazoa, Chordata, Aves, Casuariiformes, Dromaiidae.